Molecule: messenger RNA, 273 nt
Organism: Dibothriocephalus latus
Lineage: Eukaryota; Metazoa; Platyhelminthes; Cestoda; Diphyllobothriidea; Diphyllobothriidae
Source: the annotation of a GenBank genome assembly
GUGACUCUUCGCUUGCUGGAGGGCCCGGAGACAAGCACAGCCAAGGGCAACUUCCUGCCCAGCUGGCUCUACUGGCUACAGUUACCGCGCUACUGCCAGAUCCCGAAGACCAUCGUGCUCUCCCGCACCAGUGCCAGUGGCAGCUUCGGCUUCAGCAUCGUCGGUGGCAACAAUUCCAUGUCCGCCGGCGACCCCGCCUCGCCAACCAUGACGGGUCUGACCAACUCUGUAAGCCUCUUUGCCCUGCCUCUCUCUCUCUCUCUCUGUCUCUCC